Molecule: messenger RNA, 978 nt
Organism: Aspergillus ochraceoroseus IBT 24754
Lineage: Eukaryota; Fungi; Ascomycota; Eurotiomycetes; Eurotiales; Aspergillaceae
Product: hemerythrin domain-containing protein
Exons: 3
Coding region: 17-832 (271 amino acids)
Source: RefSeq, a predicted model, not a curated record
GAAGCAGUAGCACUCCAUGAUGUCGACACCAUGGGCCGACCAACCGUACUCGCUUCUCAGCACUGAUGUGCCGGCGGACAAGGCCAAUGCCCAUCCAGGCUCUAUUUUUGUGUUCAGCUCCAUGUGCUUAGCACAUAAUAUGUUCUUACGCCAUCUCAACUCCAUUUAUCUUCAAGCUACUGGUGUACAUGAGCCCAAAGACAUCCGGGACUUCCUCUUCUACUGCAAAGCAUGGGCGGAAGAACUCAGGCUACACCACGACGCGGAAGAAGGCAAAUUCUUCCCCCUGCUUGAUAAACUGACCGGAGUCGAAGGCAUUAUGGCGAAGAGUGAGCAGCAGCAUCAUGCUUUUAUGGGCGGCGUCCAUAAGCUCUCUCAGUAUGCCACGAAAACAUCACCAGGCGAAUAUAGCGGAACGGAGGUACGAAAAAUCAUUGACGAGUUUGCGCCAUUGUUGCUCGUGCAUCUUCGGGAAGAACCCCUGGACCUGCUGGAGGUCGGUGAACUGUGUGGAGGAGCCGUGUUUAAAGAACAGUGGGACAAUUUUGAAGCCGGUUUUAUUAAAGAAGUGUUGGCUACGGGAGAUAAACACAUUUUGCUUCCUCUGGCUUUUGGACUGAAUGACCAGGAUUUUGAAGGAGGAAAAUAUGCCAAAUGGCCGGACUUCCCCUUUUUCGUCCCGCUCUUGACUCGUGCCUACUAUGCGAGAAAAUAUGCUGGCUCGUGGAGAUUCCUCCCCUGUCGGAACCGGAAGCGACGGAAGCUGGAGUUUUUGGGAGAAGGCUGGCAAAGCAAGACGGAGUCUCCUACAGACCAGAGCCAUGGAAGGUGAUAUGGCACGAUUUCAGCCCGAAGUUGUUGGUUGGAUUGAAAAUAUUUAAUAUGUGUGGUAGAAAUAAUCGACGGUUUCUUUCGAGAUAGAAAGUGAUAUCCACCUCUGUUUAUUGGCCCAUCCGGAGAUGAAUCGAAGUUGGGUAG